AUUAAGUGGAAGGCCACUGUGAGUUUGGAAAAUGAGCACCUAUGCCACAUUCCAUUCAAACAAGCGGAAAUCGUACCCAAGCUUGAAGCUACAAGGGAAGAAGCGUGCUUUAUGUUGUGGCGAUUAACCCCCAUCACAUUCCUAAGGUUUUUACAGAAUGUAAAAGGAAACAAUAACAUCCACCCAAAAUUUUUGAAGGUGAAAUGUGAUUCUCUUGAUUCCAUCUUGCUAGUAGUCUCCGCUAUGGCUGUUAGGAAGCUCCAUUCCAAGAUUCAAGACAUUCAAAAGUUUUCUCACCUUGGGAAGGGUAUCGUUCAAUCAUUUUUUCUAGGGAGGCAAACUAAGUGAAGUGCUCAGUCUUUAGCAAAGUUCAAAGCCAAAUUCGGUUAUGAUAUUAGUGACUUUAGUGUUUAUUAUAAUGUUGCUAGUUUACCC
Cuscuta epithymum is the source of this 435-nucleotide messenger RNA. Lineage: Eukaryota; Viridiplantae; Streptophyta; Magnoliopsida; Solanales; Convolvulaceae. The record is from the annotation of a GenBank genome assembly.